This is a messenger RNA of Camellia sinensis, 930 nucleotides long. The record is from RefSeq and is a predicted model, not a curated record. NCBI's taxonomy places the organism in Eukaryota, Viridiplantae, Streptophyta, Magnoliopsida, Ericales, Theaceae.
AUGUUAAAAAUUGCAUCUUUUGAUUCUCAAACCAAAGAGACUUUGACAAUUCGCCAAAGAAGUUUUGGGUCAAAAUGUGAACUUUCACAGGAGUUCCUGAAGAAAGUGUCCAAGUCUGGAAUUGUGGAAAGUCUCUUGUCAUGGGCAGAUUUUAAGAUUUAUGUCCAAAUGCAGGCAGCAAAGAGAAGCCAAACACCUCUUCCUUCUCAGGAAAUAAAUAUAACUGCUCAGUGCUUAGUGUUCACAAAUAACAAAAACAGAGCUGUCUUAACUUGGGAACAGAGACUUCAAAUAGCAAUAGAUGCAUCACAUGCAUUGGAGUAUCUGCAUGAUGGUUGCAAACCACCCAUAAUCCACAGAGACAUCAAGACUGCCAACAUCUUAGUGAAUGAAAAUUUGCAAGCGAAAGUUGUAGAUUUUGGAUUGUCCAGAAACUUUCCCGAUGAAGACGGAGAUCAUGUAUCAACUGCAGUUGUUGGAACUUUAGGAUAUCUUGAUCCAGAGCAAGUCUCCAGUCAGUACCAUUCUACAAGCAGGUUAACGAAGAAAAGUGACGUCUAUAGCUUUGGUGUUGUUCUAUUAGAACUGAUCACAGGCAAACCUGCAAUCAUAAAAAACGAUGAGAACAUUCAUGUAGUCAACUGGGUUAAGCCCAUGCUUGAAAGAGGGGAAAUUAGCAACAUUGUUGAUCCAAGAUUACAAGGUGAAUUUGACAUUAAUUCUGCUUGGAAAGCUUUCGAGACUGCAAUGGCAUGCAUACCGACAAGUUUCAAUCAAAGGCCGAACAUGAGUGGUGUAGUAGGAGAAUUAAAGGACUAUUUGAAAAUAUAUGUAGGCAGUGGAAAAACUUUGGAUACAACAGAAAUCAACAAGUUGACAUCAAGCCAAAGAAAUCUUGAAUCUUCAAUGAUCUGUCCACAAGCAAGGUAG